ACCACUAUGCCUCUGACGUUACUCCGACCAGUAGCCCUUACUCUGUACUCCAAUAAAAGUAGCCGUUAUCAGUCUCCAGUUCUUGCGCUUCCUUCUCUCUCUUCACGUUUCAACUCUGUUUCCAGAAAUACUACUCCAAAGCACGAACUGAACCGUCACGGCAUUUGCUUAUGUUUGUUUAGUGUGUGUUAUCUUCUGUCUACAUUGAGUGCUUGGUAGAAUGGGUUCUAAGAAGAAGAAGGCUGGAAGCCAUGUAAACAAAGCGGCACCCAAUUUUAGUGCACCUGUUCGUAAUCUAUCUAUGAGUGAUUUAGGAGCAGUUAUCUUUGGAUGUAAACAUUAUACAAUUCAAGAAUGCUUUUCCAAGAAGUUAUUUGGAUUGCCACAUCUACAUUCUCAAUAUGUGAAGAAGGUUAGUCCUGGGCUUCCACUUUUUCUUUUUAACUAUAGUGAUCGGAAGCUUCACGGUAUAUUUAAGGCUGCUGGUUAUGGACAAUUAAAUAUUGAUCCACAUGCGUGGACUGGUGGUAGUGUGGAGCUCACAGAAUACCCUGCACAGGUGAAAUUUUAUAUCCACAAGGGGUGCCAUGCUUUGACAGAAGACCAGUUUUCCCCCAUCAUUGCUGAUAACUACUAUGAAACGAAGCUUUUCUGGUUUGAGCUGGACAAGUUUCAAACUGCUAAACUGAUUGAAUUGUUUUCAUCUUCAUCAGUGCCUAAUGAUGGUCUUCAUUCUCGCAAUAUUCCUAGAAUUGCAAGUGAAGCUAGUACCUCUCUCGGACAGAGUAAUGCUCAUGUUCCAUUUGAACAGAAUAGAUGGAGUGCACUGUUGAGUGACGAUUCAACUUCUGAUACGGUGAACAAAGAUCGGAAUUUGAAGAUUGUGUCUUCACAUCCAAAUACCCCCUUGUCUAAGCAAUCUUAUGAGGAAUGGAAGUCACCGACUUCACAUUUAAUCAACAAAGGUGGGGAAUUACACAAGGUCUGUGCAGAGGAGUGGGCUGAAGCUAGUACCUCUCUUGGACAGAGUAAUGCUCAUGUUCCAUUUGAACAGAAAGCUUGGAGCUCACUGUUCAAAGAUAAUUCAACUUCUGACAUGGUGAACACAUUUGAAAAUUUGAAGAUUGUGACUUCACAUCCAAAUUCCCCCUUGUCUACUCAAUCUAAUGAGGAAUGGAAGUCACCGACGUCACAAUUAAUCAACAAAGGUGGGGAAUUACACAAGGUCUGUGCAGAGGAGUGGGCUGAAGCUAGUACCUCUCUCGGACAGAGUAAUGCUCAUGUUCCAUUUGAACAGAAUAGAUGGAGUGCACCGUUGAGUGAUGAUUCAACUUCCGAUAUUGUGAACAAAGAUCGAAAUUUGAAGAUUGUGUCUUCACAUCCAAAUUCCCCCUUGUCUAUGCAAUCUAAUGAGGAAUGGAAGUCACGGACUUCAUAUUUAAUCAACUACAGUGGGGAAUUACAUAAAGCCUGUGUAGAGGAAUAUGUUGAGUUGAUGCAAGUUGUUGAAACGUUGAAGGAUAGGCAAAGAAAACAAGAAGAAAGAAUUUGGACUCUUGAGAAGGAUCUGGUUCAAUCAAGAGAUGAAUAUAAAAAAUUACAAAAUUGGUGUAAUCUAUUGCAAGCUGGACCAGGGCCUUCAAGCCAGCAGUUCGAAGGAGUUGAUUGUGAACCACUAAACUGCAAUCUUAAGACGGAUGAUUAUGCACUUGUAGUGGGAGGGUUCGAUGGGUAUGCUUUGUUGCAUGAAAUGAGUUCAUACUCUCCAUUGCAUGAUCGGAUGGAAUCUCUUAGCCCAAUGACAUUUUGUCGUACAUACCAUUCUGUAGCAAAAUUGAACAGUGAGGUUUAUGUAUUGGGUGGUGUGUAUGGUGACGAGACCUAUGACACAGUUGAAUCAUAUAAUCCAAAGACAAAUCAAUGGUGUCAAAUGCCUUCACUAAAUCAGAAGAAACAAAGUCUUGCUGGAGCAUCUUUGUACGACAAAAUUUUUGCAGUUGGUGGUGGAGAUGGAGUGGAAUAUUUUUCGGAGGUGGAAAUGCUUGACUUGAACAUAGGAAAGUGGAUCCAUUCUGGAUCAAUGCUUGAAAAGCGGGUUGCAACAGCUGCGGUAGAAAUUAAGGGUGCUCUCUACGUGGUUGGUGGUAUGGAUGGACAAGAUUAUUUAAAAUCUGCUGAAAGAUUUGACCCAAGGGAGCAUACAUGGAGAAGAUUAGCGAACAUGAGAACGAAGAGGGCAUACCAUUGUUUGGUUGCAUAUAAUGAGAAAUUGUAUACUCUCGGUGGCUAUGAUGGAGAAAGGAUGGUCCCAAGUGUUGAAGUUUUUGAUCCUCGGGUUGGUUCUUGGAUGAUGGGAGAGCAGAUGAAGGACUCUAGAGGUCAUUUCGGCUCAGUUGUGAUUGGUGGAAAGAUAUAUGCCAUUGGGGGGAUAAACAACAGUGAAGAAAUUUUAGCAACGGUCGAAUGUUACGAGGAUGGAUGUGGGUGGCAGCUGACUAACCUGAGAGGUGUUGGAAAGAGAUGUGAUUUCUCUGCCAUUGUAUUGUGAGUUCUGCAGUGUCCUAACUCAUCGUAAAUUGAUAACUUGUCUGGCAAUACUAACACCUGAGAAAUGUAUGACUUGGAGAAUUAGCUCUGCUGCUCAUUUCAUCGUAAAUGGAUAACUUUUGUCUGGCAAUACUAACACCAUGAGAAAUGUAUGAUUUGGAGGACUAGCUCUGCUGCUCAUUUCAUAAAAAGUUGUAUACACCAGAGUUGGUCUGUGCAUAGAAAUUACUUUCACUUUCUUCAA
This is a messenger RNA of Ipomoea nil (Japanese morning glory), 2791 nucleotides long. RefSeq lists its product as uncharacterized. The transcript is spliced from 11 exons. Gene Ontology annotation, molecular function: protein binding. Gene Ontology annotation, biological process: response to endoplasmic reticulum stress. The record is from RefSeq and is a predicted model, not a curated record. NCBI's taxonomy places the organism in Eukaryota, Viridiplantae, Streptophyta, Magnoliopsida, Solanales, Convolvulaceae. Bases 221 to 2548 code for a protein of 775 amino acids.